CAUUUUUUUUUCUUCAGCCUUCUAAAUCUCCAUUGACCUGAUUUAUGGUUCACCAUGCUAUUCGGUUGAGAAAUCAUAUCUGUCCUGGAUCUGCUUCACUCAAUUCUCUAUAAACAAUUUAUUGUCUUCGAAAGAAAACUCGAAUGAUUUGGUUCUUAGAAAUCGUCAUACAGCGGUCAUUUAUAUCCGAUGAUCAACGGUGAAACCGAUUACAGCAUUUAUUAAAUUGGUUUUUAAUUCGAGACAGGUUAUCGAUGCAGACGAUAAUUUUUCAGCCCAUCAUACCGUUACUGUGUAUCUCGGAGUUAUUACAAGUACCUUUCCUUUCACACUUCAUGACACCGAAGAAACUGAGGUAUCGAAAUCUUUAACGGUCGGGUCUUCCAGUUUGACAACGACACGACGACAACCUUCAACAAACCUUCUAGUUCUAAAACUCGGGCUGUUCAUAGUUCUUUUUUGAGCUUAUACUAUACCUGAAUCAUCGAAUAACGCGAACAAGUCACGCGGUGCGCCAUUUGUCAUCUCCACGAGUUUUGAGUGUGAUAACAGUACGAGUAGAAAGUAAACGAUCAUGAUUCGAGUCGUUCUUUUAUAUACCGGUAACUCAAAUGACCGAAAGCCCGACGAACCGCUCCAUUUCCCGCUGUCGAUCCGAUUGUCGAUCGCUACAACUUUCAUACAGAAUGUUGCUUGUGAUUAUAUCCGUUCAGCUAAUGUGAUGUAAAUCCCCCCCCCCCCCCCCCUUCUUAAAUCAGAUAUGUGUGUAUAUUCAUACAAGUUUGAUAAUCAAAUUCCUGAAAACAGCGAUAUCGAGCGAAAUAUUUUCCUAGAAGUAACGUAGACGUACAAGUUUGACCUAGAGUUUGACAGUAAAAGAUGACGAAAUGUCACAAGUAUGGAUAGACGGCAUAAUGGCUCAAUACCUGUAUUUAGCGUCGAAGAGUUUUCAUCGUCCCCGGCUAGCCAUAAAACUUGUAUGCGCUCCUUGGAUCGCGUGGACAACGAAUGAAAGCGAAUGAAUGAAUAUAUGAAGUAAAGUUCAAGUUCAAAGUCGCGUCUGCGAACAAUUACGGUGAUAAAAUUAUUGCGUGUACAGGCGCGAGUACCCAACAAACGCUGCACAUCCACCUUUCGUCGAGCGUACGUGGGGACAAUCUACAAAAAAUUAUUACAAAAUAUCACCACGAACAUAAAGAAACGAGAAAGUUGUCGACGAAAAUUCCGAUGCCACGUAGAUCAAGCGCGGGGAGAGAUGAAAUGGCAAAUGAAUGAAAUCAACAAAAACGAAUGGAUUAUUUAAAAACCUACGGAGUCGUCGAAUUAAGCUUUGACCAUAGCAUAUUCACGCGCAUAAUCCUUGUUCAGUUCACUCAGGGUCGUCGUACGUACACAUCGUAUCCUUGACACGCAUUUCUAAUACACCUUUUACGCAUUCUCAAUCAGAUUAUGUACAAAUAAUAUUUCAACCGGACCCAUUGUUCAUAGGUAGUAUACAUAUGUAUAAAAAAUGUCGUUCCAACUUAAUCGCAUAAUUUUUAAUCGCACAUCCGAAUUAUUGAACGAGAUGAUAUGGUGAUCGGAUCGAUACGCGCGAUAAAACAUAGUAUAUUGUGCCUCACUUCGUAUUUCUCUUGUCCCGUAUAACUAUUGUUCAUAUCCUUCGUUUAUUGAGUACAUUCAUGCAACGCGAUGCGUACGACGCUUUAUAAUUGCGUUUGAAACGAUUCGCGAAUUUUCAAACUUUGAAAUUUACUAUUUCUUCCAAAUUCAGUAAGACUUUGAAAUCAAACUAAAUGUAUAUCCGGCAAUGCGUAUUAGAUUAUAAAUAGAGGGUAAAGUUUUUAAUCAAUAUUCUUAAUACAUGACUCGGUAAAUCGUAUACAGCAAUGACAAAUCUAUCGCGUACUCGUAAUAACUAAUUGUAAGCUUUACAUAAUAUCCGUAUUCGGUGCAGGUGAAUUUUACACAUGUUCAACAAUUAUGAUACUUUUACAGAGAAAGGGUGAUCGGCGUGGACCAAACUGAGAAACACAAAAUAACGGUUCGAAGUGGAGAAAAAGGCGUUCUUAUUCUUCCGGUUCACGCAGAUCGCAUCACUCCUGAUUUGUUACUUCUUUAUUCGUUUUUGAGCUCGUCUCCUCGCUUCCUUACUAGCCAAACAAAAGUAGUGGUGUUUCUUCCUCUUUGAUAAUCUUUUCCACAUUUUACAUGCGUAUUUCAAAAGCUUCGAAUCGGACAGGUCGGGUUUUAGUCUGCUAUGUAUCGCCAGGAAGAGGAGAAACGGAUCAGUUUGGCGAAGCGAGUAACAUUUCACACGCCGCGAUUUGCCGCAGGACACCAUAUUGCUUUUUCCUUCUCGCGUAAUUUACUUUCCACAGGUCGGUUUCUUCCAAGUUUUUCAGAAUUUGCGAAUACACGUCGCUCGUACUAUUUAUUUUUCUAAUUAUUCAUUCAUUUAUUUGAUUAUUCGAGUACUGGUUUUAUUUGUGCGAUAUUUUCAAAUUUUUUAUUUACAGACACGGCCGAUCACUGAGAAUUUCGUUGCUAAUAUGCCGAUCGUAUGAUGAAAAAACACACGAAUAAAUAACAGACGAUUGUUUUUAAAAAUAACAAGUGCACGGUGAUUCCGAUCAUGCGAUCCAGGGAGAUAAUUUUUGCGUGUCGAAGAUACCUAGAUGUACUUUUGCGAACACCGUGGCAUCGUUUUAUCGCAAGCCCAGCGGGCGAUCCUUGACCCCAUAGAAGAACGAUGAAUUUUCCCCUAAUUUCGUGAAAAGUGGUUCGCUGAACUUGUUCCCUUGGCAUGCACGUACGAGUAUUUAUAGGUAUGUGAGAUUUCACGUGUUUCGGAAAUAAUAGUUCCGACGUCCAGCAGUUCGAAGUUAGCCAAAAACUUGGCACUUGCUACAAUCGCGAUUUUUCAAUUUAGAAUUCCGCUUAUCGGUCAUAUGAAAUGCCGAAAUUGGGUGUCGCCAUGUUUUUCACCGUGAAGAGUAGAUCCCUCGUUCAAAAAUCUAAUGGAUCUCCGAUGUGAGUUUCACCGGGACGAAGCCACUUGUGAUCGAGCAUAGCUUUGCCCUUGAGAAUAUCGUCGAUAAUCUACGAAACCAUAAGAAUAUACAUAUAACAAGGUCAUCAUUGGACUUCUCCGCAAUGCUCGCCGGAUCGGAAAUAAUUUCGGAAGGAUAUUGGAGCUCUUCUUUUUCGACCCGGGUAAAAAACCGAUGAGGUUCACUUCCGAUUUCUCUUUUUGGUUUUAGAUUUCUUUUCUUUCCCUCUUGUAUCCUCAUACUAUAUACUUCACACGAUCGUCAAUGGGAAGAAUUCACCAGACCAGUUGUAAGUACGUAUUUAUGUACGUACGUACAUGAAUCACUUUCUCUCUCCCCCGGAAAUUAGUCCAUUAUGUUACUAGCGAGGAAAGUGCAUGAUUUUUGCCGAGAGGGGCAGAUACUAUUUUUUUACCCGUCUAUCUUCAAAAUAACCAUAUUUUUAUCCCUACCACGGUACAAACAGGACAAAUUGUUGGAUCCAACAGGACAAAUACGAUGCAAAUAUAUAUCGCAUACCUGCAGUAGAUAUUUUUCAUAGGUGUAUGUAUUAUUAUGUGCACGCAUAGGUAUGUAUGAGUAUAUUAGGGCGCUCCAAUAACUUCACUCCAACUUGAGCCGUUUCGCUCCCGUCUGCCUUGAAAGUCUUUUUUACUGUAUUUAUACUGACCUUUUUUUCGUUGAUAUGAUAUCGAAUUUUCGAUCAUGAUCCAACAAGGUCGAUAAACCUUUCGUCUGUCGAUGGGAUUUAUCGUCAAAGAUCUGGUUCGAGCCAACGAUAAUUUUUAAAUCACCGCGUGUGUGAUUGAAAAAAACUUUUGUUUACUGUGCCAUAACGAAUGACGAUGCGAAAAAAAAAGUGGGCACAACGGCUUUUCUCUGUUCUGAUUGUAAGUAUGCGUAAACGUAGGUAGGUAUACGUGUGUACGCAUAAAUAGACAAGUACACUUUGUGCUACGCCGCGUAUAUUCAGUGGAUGGAAAGACCUGUUGUCCAUGCUACAGUAGCGUCGCGCGUAAUAAUAAGUCGGCCGAUUCCCAUUCGUGUAAAAAUAUUACCUAAUACCAGGCGUGCAAGUGCGAUCGUGUUUCGCGCGAGAAGUGACGACAUGUUGAAAAAAUUAUCGUCAGAGGGAAAUGAUACCGCUGUGUGACAUGACGGGCUCGAUGAUGGGAUGUAAUCAUGGGUGUAGUAAAAAAAACACCCGAAUACACCGCAACCAUGUAUUUUUCUCUUGUUCUGCGGGACUCCAAAAUAAUAAUAUUGUCCUUGACAGGAGGACCUUUCCUUCUCUGCUGGCUGCUGCCUUCUGUCUGAUUGGAUUUUCAUCGUUGAUAUCCGAUUUUUAAAAUUAAUCGAAACGUCGUUUGGUUCCGGCGUUUGUUUAUUGGCAACGAUCUGUUGAAAGAAAAAAAAAAUAUGGCGAAUAGACGCCAGACAGCGGACCGUAACAUCCCUCAUCUGAGGGACAUAUUCGGUUUUGGUGGUAAAUGGGAAAAUGAAAGAAACGUGUCUUCGGAAUCACAAAAAGCGUCUGGGCAUGACAGCGCGAUAUCGGUCGGCUCGACUUCCGGAGAAGAGGAGAAUCCAAAGAACAGUAAAAAGAAGAAAUCCAGGCGUCGAGAUAACGGUAGAACGCUCACUGAAAGCGACGUUAAACAUUUAGAGAGGCAUUUAUCGAUGAAAAAAACCAUUAGAAAAAAAAUAAUGCGUGACCUUCAACAAGCCUUUGUUGAAGACCCAAACGAAUUUAGAGUGGACGAUAUUCCACCGGAACAAUUGAAAGCAGAGAUCAAUAUACAAAGUCUUAGCUUUGGUACACCCGCGCAAAAACAAGGAAGGAAUCGUGGAAACGCCGAGAAUAACUUCCUGGAUAUGCUGAGAGGCGGCGGAGGAGUUGAAAAAAGUGGAAAUGAUGUCGGUCGGGAUUCUGGACAUAGUGGAUUUCCCACAAGAGAACCGCCGGGACGACACGCCGACGACGAAUGCAGUUACACCUACGACGAGCAUACAUCUGCAAUUCCAAACUCGAAUAAAUCGGGAAAUUUCUGGAGACGGUUCACCAUGAAAAAUCGCAAUAAACGGUAAACUCAACGGAUCACUCUCUCCCCGCGACCCCGAGCAUAAUAUUACGUUGUCUUAGAUAGGUAUUAUCUUGUUGCUAUUAUUAUUAUUAUUAUUAUUAUUGCUAUUACAUAUUAUUAUUGUCGUCAUCGACAUCUAUCAUUUUUAUUACUGAGUACUGUCGAGUAAUUUUGUAUACAAACUAUACGAGUAUACCGAUAUAUUUCUCGUCGCACAGUGACCACACUGUAUACUUUAAACUGUGAUAUGCAGAGCCCGAUCUUAUUCACUCCUAGCAAACUUAGAGCGAAAAAAAAAUCAUAAGAUAAAAACGAAAUUCAUCACUAAAGAUGUUUUAUCUUACGAGCUGCGUUCCUUGAACUAACACCUAAUUAAAAUAUUCCCAGCUAUCGUGACACUUUCGAAUGUUAAUUUUAUGCGAAUAUAAAUGCAAUUCCAACGUUGCAAUUGCAAGUCUAUAAAUUUCGCGUAUUCAUGUUUUUAAACUAGAAUCCAGAGAAAAAAUUAGAACAAUAUCCAAUUACGUUCACGCAACAAGAAGUUUUAUAUUAUAUCGUUGUGGAUGAAAAACACAGAUAGUAAUACGAAUAGCUGGUUAGAUUAAAAAUAAUAUUAUGUAUGCUCUGCAGGAAAAUAUACAUAUGUAUACGAGGAUACAUAUGCGCGAUUGGAGAACAUUAUACAAUAUGUUAUACUAUGUAUGAAGAGUGUAUCUGUGACAUAUGUGUUGUACGAUUAGAAAGAGUAUAAUUUACAUAGUUAUGUCGUUGUUCUUGCCAUCGACGUCAUCAUUUCCGUUGUCAUAAGUUCCCGGUCGUGACGAGCAAUAAAACAGCAGACUGUGUUUUGUAUAAUAACCGUACCUGCCGCGAUAUACCAUAGCACGAUUUUUGUUACUAUACUUAUCACAAUUCACACAUACCUAUUUACAGUUAUAGCACAUAAUACUUUCUCGAGCGUCGUAGUUGAAAAACGAUAGUGGAAACCUUGCAAAGGGAAUUCUUUGGCAAUUUUUAAAGCGGUACAGAUACUACAUAUUAAUGUCUUACAAUUAGAUGAAUCGCAAUUAUUCGAAUAUCGAACUUAUACCAUAUAGUUCAGACGCUAAAGCAUUUGACCUGUGAACAAUUAGGGGGUGCGAUUUUCUUUAUUGACAAUCUCCCCCGGGGGGCGGGGUGGUUGUAAAUCUCAACUUUUGGGAUAAUCCCCCCAUUGCAUUUGUCACCAUCUUCAAAGGGUUUUUUUUUUCUGGUUUUUCGAAUGACGCGCUUGUAUUCAACUUUAGAGUAAAACUAAGCAUUACUUUUACUCUAGGAUCAAUAUUUUCAGACUUCUACGUACUUUGCUAAAAAAAAAUGUACCCCUAAAUUAAGUAUGCAUAAAAAUUGCUUCUAGGCUGAAAAUGGAUAUUACCAAGCUAUUGCCAAAGUUGCAGCAAAUAAAAUUUCCGACCUGAUUGUUCGUUAUCAUUCUUGCAAUAAAUAUGAUAAUAAGCGAGGUAAAAAAAACAACGUUCUUCCACUAUUUGCAGUCUGACAUUUUGAAUAUUGAUCCCAAAGCAAAAAUGAUGAUUAUCAAACUUGUGGGGAAUUCAUUUCCACAGUUUUCCAGUGUAAAAAUUCCUGUAAGCAUCCUUGCCUUUGAAAAUUGAAUUUUGAAGAUCAUGUUUUUUACAUGAGACGGACUAAAGAAAAUAUUCUUAAGGGUGACCACGAUUCGUAUGAUUAUUUUUUUCGUACUGUUUACUGUUCGACGUUCAUUGUCAGCACAUCAAAAUUCGAGGGUAUACCAAUUUUAAGGCCAAAAUAGCUAAAAAAUGAAAACAUUUUACCUUGUAAUGGUGAUGCAACCAGGAUUUUUUUCACUAUUUUACCCGUAUUCGGCGGAACCAGUUAAGUAGAAAAUGACUCGCGAACCUCCCUGCCAAAUUUGUAACAUUGGACUCUACCUUGCGGAUGGGGAGGAUCGACCAGCGGAUAGAUCAGUUACUCCGCGUAAGAAAACAAUUGAAUUUGUUCAUAAAUUGAUCGAUUUGACUGACAUUUUCCCCAUCGUUCAAAGGUUUACGUAUGUACUCAUACGAGGUACUCCAAAAGAUUUAUGACAUGUUUGAAAAAUGAUCGAAAAGGACUUCCAACAUCAGUCAAACAUUCAAACUUCCAACACCAAAGUUUUUUUUUGUUUUUGUUUUCUACGGAUUCCUUACGUACCUCGUUUUGCUCCGCCUUUCCCUAUAUCUGACGCAUUCUGAUUCAAUAUACUAUAAAUGUGUAGAAUUAAUUUCGUGACUAUACAUACAUAUGUAUAUCAUAUGUAUAUCUUCAGCAAUGAACAUAAUAAAUAAUUAUCUCGUAUUACGAACGCGGAGGUGAAAACAAAAGAUAUGAAAAAUAAUCGUGUACUUACAGUUCAACUGCAAAUCCAUGUCAGAUUUAAAAACAAAAUUAGAUUGAAAAGAUAACCCGUGUUUAUUAUCGUGAUACUCGUCUUCGUUUACAUGGUUUCAAUAUAAAAAGGAAACAUAAUUACUUUAUCCAUCGCGAUUUUUAUCCGCAAUAACUGGAACGCUAUAAUUAUCAAAACUGGCUUCUGACAAUGAGUCGUAUUUUCAUUUUAACACCGAAACUCAACCAAUUUGAUCUUUAUUUUUCUCUUCUUCAUUUAGCGUUAUUUAGCAGGAAGAUAAAUAAUCAGUCUGUGCGAUCCUAGAUUAAUUAGAACAUUUAUUAUCACAAACUAUGAUUAAAAUCGUAGACAUCAUACACAAUAUAAUAUAAUAUAGGCUUAAGUGAAUUCCUUGAAAAAUUUUAGUUUGUGCUGGUUUCCUUCAAUUAAUUUAUUUAUUUAUUUUUGUUUCUUGCCGUGAAAAGUAAUGUAGAUGUAUAUUUAUCAGCAUUGCUAGUAAUACUUACGCAUAGAUGCAUAUACAUAUGUAAACCGGUCACCGACGGACAUCGGUGUAUUUAAAUUCUCUAUCCGUGGAUAAAACUCAUUUGCAAUAGUAUAUUGGCACAUUUUUGUUUUUGUGUUAUUCAUUAUCAUUACUAUGAUUGUUAUUCCAAGAACAGAUCAAUUCAGGCACAGACAUUUAUAUUGACAAUCGUCUCAGCUGAUGAUAAUUAUUACAAAAUAUUUAAACCCAUUGUUAUUAUUACUAUUCGUUUUAUAUAUUGAUUUUUUUCUGUUACUUUGCUAUAUUUUAUUUGAUGUGUAUGGUAUGGUUGUUCUAUCUCAGUCGGUCAUAUUAUCAUGCUGGUAUGAAUCAAGAAGAAUUGAAUACGAUUGACGGAUAAAGUAUUCCUCAUUCUGGUUUUCACGGAAAUUAUAAAAUGAUAUCGGUACACAUCGGUGAAAAAGUUAUAAGGCACUUUUACAGUGGUUUUUCCUAACAUAGGUAAAAAUUAUAUUGCGAUACUACUACUAUAUACAAUUAUAAAGAUAUUAUCGAAUA
This is a messenger RNA of Athalia rosae (coleseed sawfly), 8589 nucleotides long. RefSeq lists its product as uncharacterized. Bases 4473 to 5141 code for a protein of 222 amino acids. NCBI's taxonomy places the organism in Eukaryota, Metazoa, Arthropoda, Insecta, Hymenoptera, Athaliidae. The record is from RefSeq and is a predicted model, not a curated record. The transcript has 3 exons.